AAGAAACGGCGCCACAGCCGCCACGAUCUUUCGAGCGCCGACUCCGAGUCUGAAGACAACGACCACGAGGCGUCUGGUAAACGAAGGCGCGAGGAAGACGAAUUAAGUAUCUCGCCCUCGGAUGAAGACAUAAAUGAAUUCCUUGAGGAAUCGAACCCCAAAGAGGCCGAAGUCACAGCUAAAACAACUGAGCCCAAAGAAGAAGUCGAGCUUCUAAAAUCUCUAGAGGCUGACUUCACUGACGAUGAACUUGUUGGCGCCAAAAUAAACCAACGCUUGGCUAACAUAGCGUCCAAACGGUGGGGCAUUACCCUUCCCAACGACAAACUCAAAGCACUCCUGGCUAAACACGCUAAACCGGAAAAUUGUCCCGAGAUAACCACGGUAAGAGUCAACCCAGAAAUUUGGGAUCAAAUGAAUAAUUUUAGGCGCAAAGCCGACCUGAGAGUCAGCAACAUACAACAAGCCUUACAGAAAGCCACUUUCGGAAUUCUAAAAGUAUGCGAUAAAUUAGUGGAUCAGCAACCGAGCACAGACAAGGAAACACUGGCCGCUAACAUCGACGCCAUUGUCCUAUUAGGACACGCUGUCGGGGAGCUUUCCCGCUUACGCCGAGAGCAGAUUAAGCUGGCCCUCAAAGCCGAAUUUCAUUCGCUUUGCUCCCAGGCAAAUGAGUCGACCAGUCGUUCCGACCUGCUUUUUGGGGCCGACCUAGCAAAGCAAGUACGAGACGCCAAAGAUACUAACAAAACUGGGAAAGACAUAGGCGUAGGCAAAGCUGGCACGACACGUUUCUCGCGCCCAUACAAUUCCCAU
Messenger RNA from Porites lobata, 816 nucleotides. The record is from the annotation of a GenBank genome assembly. NCBI's taxonomy places the organism in Eukaryota, Metazoa, Cnidaria, Anthozoa, Scleractinia, Poritidae.